AUGAAUCCUUCCAAUCCGCCCCAAACUGCCGAGUACGGUGGAGAUGAGGUCUCUGCCAUUGUCCUCGACCCAGGCUACUCCACCACCCGCGCCGGCUUCGCUGGUGAAGACGCCCCCAAGACCCUGAUCCCAACAUACUACGGCAAAUACAGCGCCGACGGCCAAGACAAGCUGAUCUUCGGCGACGACAUUUUUGUCACCCCGCGCCCCGGCCUGUCUAUCCACAACCCCAUCGGCAAGGAUGGCAUCGUCGAAGAUUGGGACAUGGCUGAGAAGGUCUGGGAGUACUCCUUUACCUCGCGAUUGACCGGCGCGAAGCCCGGCAAUCCCUUCCAUAAUGGCUUGAACGAUAUCUCCGCCGAUGAGCUGCCCACAGAUAUGGAGCUCGAGUCGGAAGACAAGCCUCUGGCUGAUAGCCCGCUGCUCAUGACCGAGCCUGCGUGGAACCCGGCCAAAGCUCGCGAGAAGACCAUUGAGAUUGCGAUGGAGAAUUGGGGCACGCCUGCCUUCUAUCUGGCGCGCAGCGGCGUGCUUGCAGCCUUCGCGUCCGGCAAAGCGUCCGGUCUAGUCGUCGACAUCGGCGCCUCCAAUAUUUCCAUCACCCCCGUGCAUGACGGCAUGAUCCUCAAGCGCGGUGUGCAGCACUCUCCGCUUGGCGGCGACUACAUCUCCGCGCAGAUUCGCGCCCUGUUCAAGAAGAACUCCCCGCAACCCAUCACCAUCACCCCUCACUACCUGAUCAGCUCCAAGACCGCUGUCGAAGCCGGCCAGCCGCCCCAGGCUAAGUACAGGACCUUUGCCGCUGACAAGGCCCCCGACGCCUCGUACCGCGCCCUCCUCGAGGAGCGCACCCUGUCGGAGUUCAAGGAGUGCGUCGUCCAGGUCUGGCCGGGCCCCAACAAACUCGCCGCCACUGGUCCCACCGGCGCCUCGAACGAGGAAAUGGCCCGGUCCUCGCCUGGCCGCCCCUUCGAGUUCCCCGACGGCUAUAACCAGGUCUUCGGCGCUGACCGCUUCCGUGUCGUCGAGUCCCUCUUCGACGUCAAGGCUGCCAUUCCGGACGCCGACUCGCCCGUCCCCGCCCCAACCCAGGCCCAGACCAUCCCCGAGCUUAUCAAGGCCUCGCUCGGCGGCGUCGAUGUCGAUAUCCGGCCCCAUCUGCUGGCCAAUGUCGUCGUCACUGGCGGCUCUAGUCUGUUGUACGGUUUCACGGAUCGUCUGAACCAUGAGCUGAUGCAGCUCUUCCCCGGCCCGCGCGUGCGCAUCUCUGCCCCCGGAAACACCGCCGAGCGCCGCUUCGGCUCCUGGAUUGGUGGCAGUAUCCUCGCUAGUCUGGGCACUUUCCACCAGAUGUGGAUCUCAAAGAAGGAGUAUGAUGAGCAUGGCGCGAACAUUGUGGAGAAGCGCUGCAAAUAG
This is a messenger RNA of Penicillium canariense, 1416 nucleotides long. RefSeq names its product actin family protein. The record is from RefSeq and is a predicted model, not a curated record. The transcript has 3 exons. NCBI's taxonomy places the organism in Eukaryota, Fungi, Ascomycota, Eurotiomycetes, Eurotiales, Aspergillaceae. Gene Ontology annotation, biological process: regulation of transcription by RNA polymerase II. Bases 1 to 1416 code for a protein of 471 amino acids. Gene Ontology annotation, cellular component: SWI/SNF complex; NuA4 histone acetyltransferase complex. Gene Ontology annotation, molecular function: chromatin binding.